CUUACUCUCCCUCUGGUUCCGUAGCAUAGCAGAUGGAGAAAAUUAAGGCUACAAGGAGGGUACCUCUACUUCUCCUACAAUGGAUUCACCUAUAAUUUCUUUUAUCAUAGUCUGAGAGAUUACAGACUCAUAUAUUGUUGGAAUGAAGUUCUUAUUGGAAUUUGUAUCGUGCUGUGGAUCCGCUGCCUGCUCGGGCCAGGGAACGGCGCCGGAGAGAGCGGAGUACGAUGAGGAGACGAAGUGCCUGGCCCCGUCUUUUCCGACUAGGAGGAAUCGGCGGAGGAGGCGGGGACAUCUGGGCCAGCCGGCGGCCGAGUCCGAGUGGAAGCCGUCUCUGUGCGCUAUCGCCGAGGACAACGCGAUGGUGGUGAUGAAGAAGAAAGAGAAAGCCGGUUGCGCCAAUGAUUCUGGAUCUGAGGCUCGGAGAUCUGCGAAGAGGAAGAGUGGGUCCGGAACCGGAGUUCAUGUCCGUAGCUACGGUGACGAUUACGGGCGAACUCAUCAUAUUCCGACUGUCAUUCCGGCAUUCGCUCCGACUCCGUUCAUGUUUUGAUUAGCGUUCACUCGAGGUUUCCUCGUUUUCUUUAUAUCCAAAGCUUGUAAAUAAUUUUAUGGAUUGAAAGCGUAACUUUAGAAAAUAAAUUCCUAUAAAAUUUUCCUGGAUUUUAUUUA
Molecule: messenger RNA, 672 nt
Organism: Carya illinoinensis
Lineage: Eukaryota; Viridiplantae; Streptophyta; Magnoliopsida; Fagales; Juglandaceae
Exons: 2
Coding region: 143-553 (136 amino acids)
Source: RefSeq, a predicted model, not a curated record